AUGACUUCAGCUUCAAAUUUAGCAAACAUUUAUGCAAGUUUAUUACGAAAAUAUGAUAAUAAUUAUAUGAUUACAUACUGUGCCACGCCCUCAUAUAUUAACAAUGUUAUUGGACCACAUGAAAAUGCAGGAAAAAUUGUCCUCUUUUAUAUUGAGGAUCGUUCCAAAGCCAAACAACCCAUGAACUUUAUGUCACCGUCGAAAUUGAAAAUUGGUAAAUCACCAGAUGAUUUAGAUUUAACCGGCAGCCCCCUAAAGGAUGACUGUGAUGUGGAUGCAAUUGCUGAUAUGUCUCUGGAUAUCAACUUAAUUGCCACAAAUCCAUGGAAAAUGGAAGAAGAAUAUCAUAAAGGUAUUCCCGUGGAAAAGGCGAGAUCUAUUAUAUGCAGUUCUGAUUUUCAACGUGGUCCUGCGGCUAAAGAUGCCCUUGGUUCAGUGUGGUUUCUUUGUUCCGGCACUGAUGCUGCAAAAACACUUCUUUUACAAUAUGAAUUUUCACCACAACAUGCAGUUCGCGGUAUUAUCUCGUAUAUGGGUGUUGUGCCUUCAUAUUGUGUUACAACACAGAGUCUAUUACAGCAACAUUAUUCAUUAAUUGGCAAGGGGGCAACGGUAAAGACACACAUUGAGAAUACCUAUCAUGUCAAAUCGAAUAUAUCGCUGAAAUGUUCAUGGUCUACAGCAUCGAUGAUACCGUCGUUAAUUGAUUUGAAUACAUGUGAAGUUACCCUAACACAAACAUAUCGUCUAAGUGAAUCGUCAUCAUCGACAGAGGUGUUCAUAAACCAAUUGAGAAUAUUGACAACAAUACGCGAUGAUAUUUUAUCGUAUAAACAAGCUGAAAGUGCUGAUAUUUCCAAGGACCCAAUUUACAGAUGUGGAAUUGGUAUUGAAAUGGGCGAGCUACGUGAGAAUAUCAACAAAGUUAUGACUGAAAUAUCCGAAAUUGAUUCUAACAGUGGGGCAGAACGUGAUAUUGAAGAUGUCAUACAAAGUGCCAAAACACGGCGAUUGUCGGAUUUGACCGACAAACUGUGGGAUAUCUUGAAAAGAUGUUCUUCAUAUAAAGAUUUGAAAAUGGCAUUCAAUAUACUAUUUCAAUGUGCAGCGCGCUGUAAUAUUGUGAAUACACCAACAAAUAAAAAUCGUUUAGCUGAAAUUAUAACCGAAGUUGCAAAUCGUCGUUUGGCCAUACCAUGCCUAUCGGGCUCAGAACCCUUGGAAUUGUUAUUGGAAAUUGGUUUGGAAAAGCUAUACAAAGAUUAUGAAUAUAUAUUUGUGGAGAGUAAAAUAUGCAGUGCCAAUGAUUUGAAAAAUAAGGGAGUUGCCCAGGAGAACAAGGAAAACUCCUCAACAGUGCCGAAUGUACGAAAAUCUUUACGUAAUGCUGUAUUGCAGGACAGUGCUGCUAUGCGUAAAACUUUGCUACACAACGAUGUCAAGAGUAAUGUAAAUACCAUGAAAAAUGAUGUGGUCGGCUUUAAGAAUAGCAAUUUUGAUGAACUUGAGACGGCUAAGACUCUAUCAAAAUUAUUACAAAUCCAUUGUACGUUGGAACAUCUUCUUAUGAUUCAUAUACAUUUGAAUAUAAGCAGUGUGUACUAUGAAGUUUGUGAUCAACUUUUACGAAAACCACCACGUAUAAUAGAUUCAAUAAACGAUUCUUUGGUUGAUGAAAUGGAAAUUCAAUUAUCAGCGCACUAUAUACGUGAACAUUUAGAGGGUAAAGAUCCACAUUCACGACGUAUUACAAUGAAAUCGAAAAAUAAAUUACGUGAAGUCAAGUCAACAUUCUAUUACAAUAUGGAGAAUAUUUUCCCACCGAAUAUUUCAGAAUGUUUUGGUGCCGAGGAAAAGGAGUACAGCAAGGAGAAUGUCUAUUAUAGUUGGUUAUAUCGUAAAAUUACCACAAUUAAAAUUGUUAUUGAAAUGGACGAUUUACGUGAGAAUAUCAACGAAGUUAUGAGUGAAACAUCGAAAUCGAUUCUAACAGUGGAGCCGAAG
Molecule: messenger RNA, 2004 nt
Organism: Musca vetustissima
Lineage: Eukaryota; Metazoa; Arthropoda; Insecta; Diptera; Muscidae
Product: protein zwilch-like
Exons: 7
Biological process (GO): mitotic spindle assembly checkpoint signaling; protein localization to kinetochore
Cellular component (GO): RZZ complex
Source: RefSeq, a predicted model, not a curated record